Messenger RNA from Alosa sapidissima (American shad), 6578 nucleotides. It is a transcript of the gene adam22, whose product is annotated as ADAM metallopeptidase domain 22. Gene Ontology annotation, molecular function: metalloendopeptidase activity. The record is from RefSeq and is a predicted model, not a curated record. The coding region runs from base 307 to 3141 and encodes 944 amino acids. Gene Ontology annotation, biological process: proteolysis. Gene Ontology annotation, cellular component: postsynaptic density membrane. NCBI's taxonomy places the organism in Eukaryota, Metazoa, Chordata, Actinopteri, Clupeiformes, Clupeidae. The transcript has 31 exons.
GAGACGGCUGGGUAUUGAUGUAUUUUAAGGAGGUGGCUUCUGCUCCAUCCUCUGGCUCUGACUGCUAAGAGUUGAAAUCGUUCACACGCACUCGCCUCGCCGUUCCGUACAAUCCGCGUCUCAAUGCAGAGGCUGAAAGCGCAUCACUAAUGGCAACCAACACGGGAGAUUGCGGUAUCGAGACGAGCAGAGAGCGUUCGUCUAUGUGUGCAACCUUUUAUCGACUUUAGCAACGAAGCGGUGUGAAUCUUUUUUGGGAAUUUAUUGGGAAGCAUCUCUUGACUUUGUCGGGCAGAUUCAGAGGCGAUGUCGCGAUUGGGGAUUUCCUUCUUGUGCCUCUGUGGAACGAUGUACAUCGUAUAUGCCAGCAACCCAAACGAAGACGCCGAUUAUAAGGCUCGGCGGGAUGGAAGCGGGUAUCUUGGUAAAGAAAAUACAGUCCCUCUACGGUUAAUUUACCGUAUGGACAACUACAGUCAAACCACACACGACGUUCUCAACACAAGGAUCAGAGCGAGCUUCGACUCCAAACAGAGUAACCAUGUGGCUCAAGCCAGCUUCCAGGUGGACGCCUUUGGACAAACAUUCAUCCUGGACGUCGAGCUCAAUCACAAUCUUCUUUCUUCGAAGUAUGUGGAGAAGCAUGUCUAUGAGGAGGGCAAAUCCAUCAUCUCCAAAGGGGGAGAGCACUGCUACUAUCAGGGAAAAGUUCGGGACAUCCCAGAAUCCUUCGUUGCCCUCUCCACGUGUCAUGGACUGCAUGGCAUGUUCUUUGAUGGGAAUCACACAUAUAUGAUCGAGCCUGGAGGAGACAGCACUCUUGAUGCGGGUGAAACCCAGAUCCACUUGAUAUAUAAAUCCCCUGGCCUGGAGGCUCCUGAGGGCUUUCUACAUCCCAGUGUUCUCCUGGAGUCUCCCUUUCAAACGCCACCAGUAUAUCCCGGGUCAAAGGUCGCACUCCGGAGAAGCAAAAGACAAGUAUCCAGAACUCCACACAGUGUGGAGGAAGAGACCAAAUACAUUGAGCUGAUGGUUAUAAACGAUCACCUCAUGUACAAGAAACACCGUCUGUCAGUGGGCCACACAAAUAACUAUGCCAAAUCAGUCAUCAAUAUGGCAGACUUGGUCUUCAAAGAGCAGCUCAACACUCGCAUUGUGCUGGUUGCCAUGGAAACGUGGGCAGCAGACAACCACUUCAACAUCAACGACGACCCGAUGGUUACCCUCAAAGAGUUCAUGAAGUACAGGAGGGACUUCAUCAAGACCAAGGCCGAUUCCGUGCACCUGUUUUCGGGCAACCGUUUCCAUAGCAGCUGGGGAGGGGCAUCCUACAUGGGUGGAGUUUGCUCACUGACAAAAGGGGGAGGAGUUAACGAGUACGGCAAAGCGGAGGAGAUGGCCAUCACCUUGGCCCAGUCCCUGGGGCAAAACAUCGGCAUUUUCUCUGACAAGAAGAGAAUUCUCAACGGGGAGUGUAAGUGUGAUGAUAAGUGGUCUGGCUGCAUCAUGGAUGAUGUUGGUUUCUAUCUGCCCAAGCGCUUCUCCGACUGUAAUGUGGAGGAGUACCACAACUUCCUCAACAGUGGCGGAGGAGCCUGCCUCUUCAACGAGCCCGCAAAGUUAUUGGACCCUCCAGAGUGUGGUAAUGGAUUUGUUGAGCCUGGGGAGGAGUGUGACUGUGGCACCCCAGCGGAGUGUCAGCUGAAGGGGGAGGCCUGCUGUAAGAUGUGCACCCUCACACAAGGUUCCAAGUGCAGCAAUGGACAGUGUUGCAAGGCCUGCCAGAUGGAGUAUAUGGGGGUGGUGUGUCGAGAGGCAGUAAACGACUGUGACAUACCCGAGAACUGCACUGGCAACUCCAGCCAGUGCCCGCCGAAUGUCCACAAGAUGGAUGGGUACACAUGUGAGAAAGACCAGGGCCGAUGUUUCAACGGGAGAUGCAAGACUAAAGACAGGCAGUGCAAAUACAUCUGGGGAGAGAAGGCCACUGCAGCUGACAAGUUCUGUUACGAGAAGCUGAACAUCGAGGGGACAGAGAAGGGGAAUUGUGGGAGGGAAAAGGACACGUGGGUCCAGUGCAAAAAGCAGGAUGUCCACUGUGGCUACCUGCUGUGCUCCAACAUCUCUCCUGCUCCCAGACUGGGGGAGCUACAGGGAGGCCUGACCUCCUUCAGUGUGGCCCAGCACAGUGCCUCUCUGGACUGCAGUGGUGGCCACGUGAUGAUUGACGGGGACAUGGACCUGGGCUAUGUAGAGGACGGCACGGCCUGCAGUGCUGACAGCAUCUGCUUCAACCACAAGUGCCUCCCUGUGCAGGACUUCAACUUCAGCACCUGCCCCGGCACCACCGACAAGAUCAUCUGCUCAGGACACGGGGUGUGCAGUAAUGAGCUGCGGUGUGUGUGUAACCUGGGAUGGGCAGGAGACGACUGCAACUCCAGCUCUCCCCUCAGCGCCCUCAUCGCACGUCCCACGUCCUCACCUGCCUUGGUGAACACCAACAUCAUCGUGGGCGCCAUCACUGGCUCCAUCCUUGUACUGGGGCUCAUCGUCGCCAUAGCAGCCUGGGGAUACAAGAGCUACAGGCAACGCAAAUAUGCAGAGUCAGAAGUUCACAGAAGAUUCUGCCGACAAAUGCCGGCGGGAGACUACGUGAAGAAGCCGGGCGAUGCUGACUCCUUCUACAGCGACAUGCCUCAGGGCGUGAGCUCCAACUCGGCCAGCAGCUCCAAGAAGAGGUCGGCCUACCUGUCGCACCUGCAGAUCUACUCCUGCUCGUUCACCCCCUCCAUCCCAUCCAUCAGCCAAAACAUCUCUCUGUUCGGCUUCAGGUCAAACGGUCUGUCCCACUCGUGGAGCGAAAGAAUCCCAGAUGCCAAACACUCCGACAUCUGUGAGAACGGACGACCCAGGAGCAACUCAUGGCAAGGGAAUAUAAGUGGAAGCCGUAAAAAGAUGAAGGGCAAGAGGUUCCGCCCGCGCUCCAACUCCACAGAGACUCUGUCCCCAGCGAAGUCGCCCACCUCGUCCACAGGGUCUAUAGCGUCCAGUCGCCGCUACCCCUACCCUCUGCCCCCGCUGCCCGACGAGGAGCGGAAAGCGAACCGACAGAGCGCCAGGCUCUGGGAGACAUCAAUAUAAGAAGAUCCUACAUUUCUGUCGCUUUUAUACAAAUGAGGAGUUAAAACAGGAACAGAAUUUAAACAGUGAUAAAACAAAACAAGGAUGGACGACUGAAGAUGAGGAUUCGUGGAGAAUAAAAAGGUGCAUUGGGGGGAAAAAAAGUCCUCCAGAACUCUAGGGGGCACUGUGGCAAGAGCAGCCCUGAUCCCACAUUCAGCUACACACUGCUAUUAUUCAUCGCCAACGUGCAAUGACACACCAACUCACUCACAACUAAGGCGGGCCGCCACCUCCACGGCAACCAUUAAAUUCCCCCUCAGAGUGGACUGGAGUGAGUGACCGGAGCUUGGGUCCCUCUAAGAAUCCCAACCAAUACCCCUUUCCAAUAUUGACAUGCCCCGCCCCUUUCAAUACACAAACUCUUCUCUGAUUGGUCACCUGACUGCCUGAACAAUGUAAAACAGGGCAGGGCUAGGCUAAUGUUAUUACGGGGCGGGGAAGGGUAGGGAAGCACGCAUUCACUGUAGAAAUAAAAAAAUAAAAAAAUACACUGUAUGCAUGACAAAAAAAAAAAAUCAGCUUAAACCAUUCCUAGUGUUAUAAUGAAGUGUUAAAAUGAAGACGACAAAAAAGAUCCUUUUGUUUUCUUUUCUUUUUCGUGAAAGCAUACAUUGUAGAGGGCUGCAUGUGACUGAGGGUUGACCUGUCUGCCAGUCUGUAUAAUUCCACUUCUUUGUUCAUCCACCCACCCAGCACCACCCCCCCACCCCCCCGAGAAGCACAGGCCUAACACCACCUCUUGCUGCCCCCCCUCUCUCUCCUCCAUGCCUUUUGUACAUAUGUACAGGUCCGAGUUCGAAGACACCAAAUAACUGGUGUUCUUUUUCUUUGUUUCCUUUUUUAAUGACAACUUUUUUUUUCUGGAAGGAGGAAGACGUUUUUUUUUUAUCUUCCUCCUGCCGUCUCAUAGUAUGUGUUUAGAAGUACUGUACGUAUGGAAAGAGAUAUCUUUUGUUUGCUAGACUUUUCUCCCCCUUACUUCUGUGUGUUUCUGUGAGAAUGUAUGUGUGUGUGUGUGUGUGAGACUGAGUACAGUAUGUGUAGAGUGACUGUGUGUAGAUUUGUCCUCUGCAGAAUGUAACAACCCCCCCACCCUUUAUUUUCAAACUAGUAAUGUUUCACAGGCCAACCUCAGUGUUGCUGACUGAUGUAGACAGUGUCACAUGUACCUGCAACCCUUUGAUAUGAUAUGAGCAUGGGUAUGUUCAAUAAGAUCUGUGUAUUGGUGGACUUUCAUUGAAAACAGUCACAGUUGCUGUGAUAUCAUCGUCCAAAACUGCUGUGUCCUACAUUUCAGUGGCGGUCCCAGGAUGUUGUGUAAUCUAACUGUAGGUACCGUUACUAUAGUGUAGUGCUUCAUUGGUUGCGCUGCUGAGAAUGUAUCCAUUUUGCUGUUCGAUGAUAGAUCUCAAUGAUGGUGAAACAACAUGUUUGACAGCACAGAUGGAGUUAGUCAGUCUCAGUUAAACAUUGUUAGAUGAGGUGAGAGGUUUGUUAAAAGUGUUAUUUGAGGAAUUGUAGUGUGAUGCUUGCAUCAACUGGAAUGGCUUUAAAAAGAAAACAAAAUGUGAUAUGGUUGAAGAACUGGAUGUCUUGUCUUUUUAAGAUAUGUUUUCAUAUUUUCUCUGCUGGAUUCAUUCAUGCUUUUCGAUAGCAUUGAUUGUGUUUAUAUGCAUUCUGAUUUGAGUUGAAUGUUUCAAAUACAAACUUGCCUUUUUAAGCAAAUGCUUACCAUCAGAAGUUAAUUUACAUAGCUGUCAGGCAGAUAGCAUAUCUUAUUUAGGAUAAGAAAGCUACAUCUCCCUCCAUCAUAAGACUUCAACUAUCUAAACUAUUCAGAGGGUUUGUAUGUCUGUGUGUACGUGUGCGUCGUUGAGCUAUUCACCCGAGGCUUGACAGACAAAGCGAUCAGUAAUUUUAAUGUGGUGGUCCUCAUGUGUACAUAUGCCAUGGUCACCCAAAUUCUUGUGUACUCAGAAGGCUUUUAUUUUACAAUGUGAGCCUGCUGUUCUUUGUGUACCAAGGAGGCUUUUAUUUUGAAAUGUGGGCACUGAUUUCCUUUACCACUGUAUGCACUAUGACUGUACUUAAUAUCACUGCAACAUUGAAAUGACGUUGCCAUGACAAGUAAUAAUAACUAAGUAUUUUUAAGGUACCUUUUUAAUGUCCUCCCAGUAUUAUGUAUAUAUGUAAUCCCGACAAAAUGAAGUGCAUUAUGUAUUAUUCCUGUAGGUUCUUUUUCUGUUAAAGAUUGAGUUCAACUAAGGCUCUGCCAUUCCUUUCAUUUUGUGAACACCUCCGUGACUGACCUGUUGGACUAUAUUAGCGUCCAGACAUACACAUAGACAUUAACCUCAACACAAUGAGGAAUCAAGGCACCCCCACUAUCUGCAUAGGGACUCAUGCUGAAAAGAUUUGUACACCCUGCAUGCUAUCAGAUUUCUCUCUCUCUCUCUCUCGAUCUCUCUCUCAGCUUUUACACAUUCCCCAAAGGUAGAGCAGACGGACGGUCAAGAGUUUAUAAAAAAUAAUAAUAAUACUGCAGACGGUGCAUCUCAAGCAAUACUCUGUCUCUGUCCAUCCCUCCCCACACAUCGCCAGUGUACCACUCUCCUUCACGCACACACAUCAGGUCACUCCGAGGACAAGGCAAGUCUGCUCACCAUCCGCCAUUUCAAAAUAGGUCCACAAGGUAGUGUGUGUGUGUGUGUGUGUUCUAAGGUGGGUCUGGAGCUGUACUGUCUCAUACUUGCCCCUGAUCUGUGAGCACCCUGCACCCAGCUGGGCUCUCAGAUGCCCAGGUGUCUGUGAGACUCUGACCAUCAGCCCGCUAACAACCAGUCGGCAAAAAGAAACACUCUCAGGUGUGUUUUACGAUCAGGCAUCGUUGAACAACUUCGCCUGUUAAAUGAUAGACAGAGAGACUAUCAUUUUGAACACAUUCUCUAUCUUAGGUAACACGGUGGUUGCUCGACUCUGUUUUCAGGAAGCGCUCUUUUUGUCAGCAACUCUACCCACGCUCCUCUUGGUUUUGGGUCUCACCCCCCUGACUUACAUGAAUGUAUUGAAGCAACCAAGCAGCGCAGCAGCGCAGUAACCCACAGCUCCAGACUCCUCCAUCCUGACGCUCCAUACAUCAUGUGAUCCAUACAUCAUGUGAUCCAUCGGAUCCCCACCUGUUCCCCAUAACCUAGGCCCAUCCAGUGCAUUCUUAGUGCUGUGCAACAUCUCAGAUCUACAUACAAGAUGUUUAUAUAACAGCAUUUCCUUCUGUCGUAUGCUGUACAUAGACUGACUAUUUAAAAACAAAAGGUCAAUGCCCAUAUUUUCUUUUCUUACAAUAUCAUUCAGUAUUGUAAUAUAUUUAAUAUAAAAUAAACUUUCAUUGAAGUGAA